Messenger RNA from Ricinus communis (castor bean), 397 nucleotides. Its product is annotated as defensin-like protein 1. Gene Ontology annotation, biological process: defense response. Lineage: Eukaryota; Viridiplantae; Streptophyta; Magnoliopsida; Malpighiales; Euphorbiaceae. The transcript is spliced from 2 exons. The record is from RefSeq and is a predicted model, not a curated record. Bases 77 to 307 code for a protein of 76 amino acids.
GCGCCAUCAGUUGAAUCAUGCCUGAUAUUUGAGAAAGAGCAACCUAGCAAAAGAUUUGUGGCAGUGAGAAAAAGUGAUGGAGAAAAGAUCUGCUGGGCUUUUCAUAUUGAUGCUUAUUGUGUUGGUUUUGGCUUCUCAACACAUGGUGCUGCCUACAGAGGCAAGAGUUUGCCAAUCGCAGAGCCAUAAAUUCCAUGGUGCGUGCUGGGGAGAUCACAAUUGUGCAACGGUCUGCAGGACUGAAGGUUUUUCCGGUGGCAGGUGUCGCGGAUUUCGUCGCAAAUGCUUUUGUACCAGGGGCUGUUAAAACGCUGCUUCCCAUUAGACAACGUUGCAGGCUUCUUCAGGACAUGGAAUAUGAUAUAUGCAGUUCUUAAAUAAAGCGUUUUUACAUUAA